Emiliania huxleyi CCMP1516 is the source of this 1830-nucleotide messenger RNA. RefSeq lists its product as hypothetical. The coding region runs from base 85 to 1830 and encodes 581 amino acids. The record is from RefSeq and is a predicted model, not a curated record. NCBI's taxonomy places the organism in Eukaryota, Haptophyta, Isochrysidales, Noelaerhabdaceae. The transcript is spliced from 6 exons.
UGAGCAGAAAUCGGUGUCCUUGUCGGAAGCUUGCUAUUCAAAGGCUGCGCCGGCGGUGCGCGCGGCGCGGCGCCCGUCGGGCGGAUGCAUCCGUGGGGUUCAAACGGGAUCAUGGGGCGCAACGCCAACCCCCGCCCGCCCCCCAUCCUUCCGCUCUCCGCGUGGCGCCGCUCGCGCGACGCGGAGAGUCUGGGCGAACUCGAGCCGCCCGACCUGGCGAUCGGAGAGAUGCACGCGGGCAUGGAGGUGCAGCGCAGGGGGCGCUCCAUCAGCGUUGACGAUCUCAUGCCGGCCCUCCCCCUCCAGCGCACCAUCUCCGCGCCUGUGUCGCCCGCCACAACAAUCACCUCGCCCGGCCUGCAAGCCCUGACGCCGCCAUCGACGGCGGCGAGCUGGCGGUCCAAGUUUGUCCUCUCGGCGCACCGCGCCAGCCCCAAGCUCGAGCCGAUCGGCGCCGGCCGCGACGCGCACAUCCUCCGACUGGUGAACGAGUCUUGCGCCGCGCUCGACGCCGGCUGCCGCCCUUCGCUCGUGGACGACGGACUCGGGGGGACGUACAUCAUCGAGUCGCCGUGGGGCUCGCGGCUGCCCAUCUCGCUCUUCAAGCCGCGCGACGAGGAGCCCUGCGGCCCCAACAACCCCAAGGGCGCGCAGCAAACCUUCAUCGCCAACAUCGGGGAGGAGGGGAUGUGCCCCGGCAUCCGGAUCGGGGACGCGGCGCUCAACGAGCACCUCGCCUACACGCUCGACGCGACGGAGCGGUCGCGCCACUUCUGCCGCGUGCCGGCCACCGCCUGCGUGCGCACCGAGCACACCUCCUUCUUCGACGCCUCCACCGGCGAGGGCGCCUCCUACGGCGAGGCGCAGGCGUCGCCGUUCCGCGCGCGCAAGGACAAGGCGGGCUCGCUGCAGCGGUACGUGCCGCACGACGGGCCGGCGGACGACUUUUCGCACUCGCUCUUCCCGACGCUCGAGGUGCAGCGCAUCGCUUGUCUCGACCUCUGGCUCCUCAACGCCGACCGGCACGGGGGCAACAUCCUCGUCCAGCGCACCUCGACCGCCGCCGCAGACGCGCUCACGCCGACGGCGAGCUCGUGCUGCGGAUCCCAGCUGCCCAUGCCGGCGCUCUCUCUCGGGGAGACGGCCGCGCACCGCUCGAUCGUGCCGCGCGGCGCGGUGAUGCGGCUCGUGCCGAUCGACCACGGCUUCUGCCUGCCCACUUCGCUCCGCUCCGUCGUGCCCAACCUCGAGUGGCGCCACUGGCCGCAGGCGCGGGCGCCCCUCGAGCCAGAGGUGCAGGAGCACAUCGCCCGCAUCGACGCCGACGCCGACGCGGCGCUGCUCGCCUCGCGCCGCGAGAGCGGCGUCUCGGACGGGUCGAUCCGCACCCUGCGCGUCGGCACCGCGCUCCUCCAGCAAGGAGCCGCCGCCGGCCUCUCCCUCGGCGAGAUGGCGGACAUCGUCCUCGUCCGCGAGGCGGAGGCGGAGGCGGACCGCCGCAUCGCGUGGGAGUGCGGAGGCGCCACUUUCCCGCGCGAGGCGGCGAGCGGCGGCUCGGGAAAGGCGGUCCUGCGCUGCGAGCGGCGAGGCCAGAAGCGGCCGUCCACCGAGGAGGCGGCGGCGGCCGCGCAGCGCGAGGCCGCCUUCCUCGACUGCUACAAGGCGCGCCUCGCCUGCUACUUGCGCGGCAGCCGCUCUGCGGGCGGGCCAUGGCUGGUGCUACUAGUAUGGGGGGCUACCUGGCUACCGCGAGAGCGACCCAACUCGUCGACAUCGUCCGAUGAGGGUGCCUCAAAGUCAGCCUUCGGAGGCUAUCGUGGGGCUGCCUAA